ACGCAUCGUUUGCCUUACAGGACCGUGUCAACCACACAGUUUCUAACGGGGACGACUACGGAACGCUUGAUUAGUGCAGGUGCAGAUCGACUGUGUCGAAUUUGGGAUUUGCGUCAGAGUCGGGGACCUCUGGUCACUAUCCGGACAGAUUCGGGUAUCAAUCGCUUAUCCAUUUCCGGCAGCAGUACAGCGUUUGUCGGUUUGAUAACCGGUGAUUCCACACUGGACAGCGGGUCCGCAAUAGCUUCCUCGUCCGUUAUCCCCACGACCACGGCAGGUGCCUUUGUCAGUUCAUCCGUAACGGGCUCUACAGUGGUCGCUCCAAACCUGCCGAUCAACACAGUUGUCACGCCUACGGGGAAUACUUCGCUAGCCGCACCUGCCGCAGCACCGACUGGGGAAGGGCCUGCCUCUUUGCUCAGUCACUCAUCUCAGGUUCUUAUUUCAACCGUUCCGAGUGUCACACAGACCGUACCACCAGGUGCUCCUCCCCAUUCAGCCACCGGUAUGCCAGGGUCUGGGGCUACAGGAAUGGCUCCUACUGUAGGCGGUAGCCAUGCACAGUCCUGGGCCACCAACAUGACUCGUAUUUUGGCCCUGCCUUUGGAAAAUAGAGGCAUCAAGUUCUUCGAUUUGAAUGGAAAUCGUAUCGGCCGCAUAACUCGAUCUUCAUCUCGAGUCAGUUUGUGGUUGUGA
This is a messenger RNA of Echinostoma caproni, 696 nucleotides long. The record is from the annotation of a GenBank genome assembly. NCBI's taxonomy places the organism in Eukaryota, Metazoa, Platyhelminthes, Trematoda, Plagiorchiida, Echinostomatidae.